CCAUUAUUCUCUUUCUCUAUAUAUCUCAUCAUCUCUCUGUUUUUGCUCUGUUCCGUAUCUGUACUUUGUUUUCAGUUUUCUUGAAUCUCAUCAUCUAGUUUCUUCUUCGUCGAUGACUUCUCAUGCUCCCAAACAACCUCGUGAACCCAUUGAAGAUAUGGUGAAGAACCUUAAAGUUGAUCAUCUUGCUAAGGUCUCUGCCUCCACCACUUCCAUGAAGAGCCAAUCAGAGCCAUAUUAUGAAACUCUUGAGACAUAUCAAGGCCUGCCUUGUCCUUAUGGUGGCUACUAUGGAUUCUACUAUCCAAGUCUUGAUGGUUCGGUUGGAGAAGCAAAAGAUAAUGGAUAUUAUGGUUAUGGAACAGAUGUUCAGUACCCGGUUAUGCAAGGGGAAAAUGGAUCUUUGGUCUACAUGAUGCCAGGGUUUCAAUCUUAUGAUGUUAGUCCCACUUAUAUGCCUAUAAGCCCGGCUGGUGUUUCGAGCCAGGCCCUUCACUCACCCAUGUACGCAGCUCAAGGGUAUUACCAGAACCAAUACGGUUAUGGAGAUGUUUCAUCUCCUACCUAUCUAUGGGAUCCUGUUGGAGACAAGUAUGUGUAUGGUGUUGCUUCAAACAACCAACCUUUGAAACAGAACAUAUCGUCUUCUUCUUCAAGUUAUAACCAUAGCAACUAUUACUCAAAGAGCAAGACUUCUUUCACUGGUCAUGGCAUGGGAGGUCAGCCUAGAACACCCCAAAAAAGCAGCUAUGCGCCACUCCCUCUACAUAAUGAAGAAAGAGGUGGACCGUUGAAGAAGAAGUAUGGAGCUUUAGAUCGGGAUGAAACAGCGAAGUUGAAAGCGAGAAACAAAGAAAAUGGUAGUAGCAUGAGUGCAAACGUGCAAGAAGAUGGAGAAUGUGAAUCUUGUUUGUUGGAUGAUGAAGGGAAGGGAAGAAGCAAGGGUGUAGGUUCUGUGAUCAAAAGGGAUCAGUAUAACCUCGCUAGCUUUCAGACCAAGUAUGAAGAAGCAAUUUUCUUUGUGAUAAAAUCUUACAGCGAAGACGACGUUCACAAGAGCAUCAAGUACAAUGUUUGGUCUAGUACUCUCAAUGGGAACAAGAAGUUGGACAGUGCGUAUCAAGAAGCUCAAAAGAAGGCUGCAGAGAAAGAUGGAACAUGCCCGGUCUUCCUCUUCUUCUCGGUGAAUGCAAGUGGACAGUUCUGUGGUGUAGCUGAGAUGACAGGGAGAGUGGAUUAUGAGAAGAGCAUGGACUUUUGGCAGCAAGAUAAGUGGACUGGCUAUUUUCCUGUCAAGUGGCAUAUAAUCAAAGAUGUUCCAAAUCCGCAACUAAGGCAUGUGAUACUAGAGAACAAUGAGAACAAGCCUGUAACGAAUAGCAGAGACACACAAGAGGUGAGGUUGCCACAAGGGAAUGAGGUGUUGAACAUCUUCAAGAACUAUGCAGCAAAGACAUCUAUAUUAGAUGAUUUCGAUUUUUAUGAAAACAGAGAGAGGGUUAUGGUACAGAAGAAGCUGAGGUUCAAUCCGGUAGUAAAGAAGAAAGAAGAAGACUUGGUUGCUGAGUUCGAAACAAUGGAGAUAUCAAACACAGUCAAAGAGGGGGAAACACAGACUAACUAGAAGAAGCUGUAGUGUUUUGUGGUUUGUUUUUUUAAGGAUCAACAUAAACAGUCCGAUUGCUUUGGAUUGGUUUCAUUUUAUAACAAGUGUUGCUCAAUUAUUUGUUGUAUGUUGUAAUAAUGUUUUUUUUUUUUGGUUUCCUGGGUGUUGUUUACGAUAUGUUUUGCAAUUUGUAAUCAAUAGAAUCUGGUGUUAUAGCGAAA
Molecule: messenger RNA, 1827 nt
Organism: Raphanus sativus (radish)
Lineage: Eukaryota; Viridiplantae; Streptophyta; Magnoliopsida; Brassicales; Brassicaceae
Product: YTH domain-containing protein ECT2
Exons: 9
Coding region: 113-1624 (503 amino acids)
Biological process (GO): mRNA destabilization
Cellular component (GO): cytoplasm
Molecular function (GO): mRNA binding
Source: RefSeq, a predicted model, not a curated record